This is a messenger RNA of Oryza sativa Japonica Group (Japanese rice), 4046 nucleotides long. NCBI's taxonomy places the organism in Eukaryota, Viridiplantae, Streptophyta, Magnoliopsida, Poales, Poaceae. The record is from RefSeq and is a predicted model, not a curated record.
CCUCCUCGUAACCGACACGCCCCCGAAAUCUUGCGCCGUUUCGAUGGGGGAAGCCGAGGCUUCCUCCUCCUCUUCCUCGCGGAAGAUUUCAAAUCCCUCCUCCACUUCUCCAACGCCUUCGCCAACUGGAAACCCCGAAUUCCCCGCCGCCUCCCCACCCGCGCCGCAAACCCCUAAACCCUAGCCGCCACCUCCACGGCGGCGGCCGCCGUAGCCAUGGAUUUCUACUCCGACGACUCCGACCCGGACAUCGACGAGGACCUGCAGAGGGACCUGGACGCGCUGCGCCAAUCCUGCAUCCUCUCCGGGAACGACCCCGACGCGGCGGUCGCGCAGGUCUCCGCCUGCCUCGCCGCCCCGCCGGCGGCGGCGGCGGGAGCGGAGGUGAAUGGCUUGUCUGAUGACGACGACGAGGAGGAGGACGAGGAUUUGGCCCUCGUCCGCAGCAUACGUGAGAAUCUCCUCCUCAACAAGGCCUCGCCGUCCUCGCCCCUGCCGCGCCCGAUCUGCGCCUGGCCGCCCUCCGACUCGGAGGACGACGAGGACGACCUCGAGACGCUCCGCGCGAUACAGCGCCGGUUCUCGCACUACCACUCCGGUACCUCCAGUGGGUCAGAGAUGAACACAAAAACUGAGGCAUCAAAGGAAGGGAGUGGCAAUAUUUUUGGAAAUGAACUUGAUGAAGAAUUUGAUGCGGAGAAGCACAAUAAAGAGGCAACUACCAGAACUGGGUUUCCUAAAGCUGCCUUGUUGUUAGUGGAUGCUCUUAAGAAGAACAGAGCAUGCCAGAAGUUCAUUAGAAGGAAGAUGAUUACCAUUGAAGCAAAAAUUGAAGAAAAUAAGGAUCUCAGGGAUCGUGUAAAAUGUCUUUUGGAUUAUCAAUUAAGCUGCAGAAAAGCAUUUGGCAAAAUUUUGUGCCAAAAGGAGGAUCCUCGUGUUAGAUUGAUCUCCUCUCGAAAGCCAUGUGCACAAUCAACGAAGAAUAAAGAUAAGAAGACACCUGCAUUAUUUCUUGGCCCUGCAGAUAACCCUCAUGUUUCAAAGUACAAAAUGGUACUGAAGCAACUCCCUAUGUCUCUUCAGAAGCAACCGUGGUCAGAUGUUGAGAAAGAGAAACUUGCUAAAGGAAUAAAGCAGCAAUACCAAGAGGCAUUGAUUUUGAACUCGAUCAAUAAAGGAAGUUCCACCGGUGACUUCAGUGCUGUAGAUAUGGCAUAUGCACUGACGAAUACUGCUGGCAAUUUUGAGGUUACUCCCGAAAGUCUUAGAUCGGUCCUGCCAUUAAUAAACUGGGACAAAAUAGCUGCUAUGUACCUGCCUGGUCGAUCUGGUGCUGAAUGUGAAUCGAGGUGGCUAAACUUUGAUGAUCCAUUGAUUAGUCAUAAUGCCUGGACUGCUCGGGAGGAAAAAAGACUUAUACUAACUGUUCAACAGCAAGGAAUGAAUAACUGGAUUAACAUUGCAGUUACAUUGGGUACUCACAGGACACCUUUCCAGUGCCUUGUUCGUUAUCAGCGAAGUCUUAAUCACUGCAUAUUGAAUAAGGACUGGGCUGAAGAAGAAGAUCUUCAACUUCAAGCUGCUGUCAACACCUUUGGAACUAAUUGGCAACUUGUAUCAGCUAGUAUGGAUGGUCGCACUGGCAAUCAGUGCUCUAACAGGUGGAGAAAAACCUUAAACCCUGAAAGGUCAAGAGUGGGGAGAUGGUCUCUUGAUGAGGAUAAACGCCUCAUGGUAGCUGUGAAGUUGUUUGGGUCUGGCAGCUGGAAUAAGAUUGCUCAGUUCAUUCCUGGUCGCACACAGAGUCAGUGCAAUGAAAGGUGGCGCAAUGUUCUUGAUCCUGAUAUAGAUCUUGGGGAAUGGCGACCUGAAGAAGACUCCAUACUAUUGGCAUCAGUCGAUGAGUUUGGGCCUUGCUGGUCCAAGAUUGCUGGGGCGAAGAUUCCUCACCGUACUGACAAUAUGUGCUUGAGAAGAUGGAGAAAGUUGUGUCAAGAUAAAUUGCCUUCAGUUAAGGCAGCUCAACAAAUAAAGAAAUCCAUUCUUCAAUGCAACUUUGUUGACAGAGAAACAGAGCGACCUGCCAUUGGACCCAGUGACUUAAUGCCACUUGUUCGCUCCAAAGUUGAUGGAAGUGAUGAGAACACUGUGAGUGCUAAAGUCAGGAAGCCCCGAAAACGUUCUAGAAUACCAUGUGAGGACAAUGUACUCCCUGGUGACACAUCAAAUUCUUCACCUUCUAUGAAUCUACCUCUUUCUGAAUCUAUUGAUGCUGAGGCUGCUGUAAACACAACCACAGCAAAUUCAAAGAAGAAACCAUCUAGAAGUAGAUCGAAAAAGCAAACUGAUGAAAAUCUUGCUGUCUGUGAUGUCAACAACUCUUCUAAUUGUUCUAGUGGAGCCAGGAAGAGAAAGAGAUCUAUUACUGACAAAAAUCAAGUUGUGCAAAAGAAAAUGAAGGGGUCUAUCUCUGGUGAUAAUGAGGCUGUCGUAGAGACAGUGGGCACUAUCAGUGCUGAUAAUGAGGUAGCCACGAAACGGAAGACUGGCUCUACAUCUGUUGGUGAAGAAGGCACAACCAAGAAGACAACGAGGGGCUCUCUCUCUGGUAAAGGAGAAGUCAACAAGAGAAUGAGGGGCUCUAUCUCUGGUGUUCAGAAGGGAGCAACCAAACAAAGAAUGAGGGGUUCAGUCUCUACUGAUAAUCAUGGUGCUGUAAUGAAAAGCAAGAGAGCACCAUCAAGGAAAUCAGCCGAAGAGAACUCAAAAGCUGAUAGCAUGGCUAAUGCAGCCUUUGGGUCGGACCUUCCAACUGUGGCUUCUGAAGAUAGAGAUGCUAAUAAUGGAAAUGUGAAAAAUGGGAGACUCAAGUCAAUGCCGAGACCCAAGCAGAUAAACAUGACUGAGGGAUCUGCAGACAAAUUUUCCACAUCCACGCGGCUUGCUGAUUGCAUGUCAUUCGGCCGAAUCAAUGGAUCCAGCAGGGUUGCAAGACACUUAUGUGUGAGUGUCAAGCCGUUAAGCAACAUGAUCCAAUCAAAUGGACCUUCUGAUGUGUCAGCUAAGGAUCCCACUUCUGCUGAAACAGAUCCCACUUCUGUUGAGAAUAGCAACACCGCUUGAACCUCUAUUGACUAUCAGCGAUACUCGGAGCUUUACUUCUGCGGAUGUGGUAUUGUUGAUAGGUGCAACUUCUUGAAGUGGGAGGAAGAUAUACAUGGGAAAAAAAUCAUAUUCAAAGGUAGUAAACAUAUCAAGUAAGUCUUUUCAGACAGGAAGAAUGUUCUUAUCCAGUAAUUUUCCAUGUCCAGGAAGAUUCCCAAUCAGCUGAAGCUGGCACAUAUCAUGGUAUAGUCCAAGGACAGUGUUAUGCGAUGUCUAAUUACAAAUGAACAGGGGAUCUCAGUAGUCCCAGGAUGGUCCUACAAAGGUCUCAAAUUACGUGCAUAUGUGGAUGAUUUUAUCAUUGGCUUUAAGAUGCAAGCGUGAUGGCACUUGUCUCUGUACUGAAAAAUCGACACCACAAAUUAAUUUACUAGUUUUUUUUUAGAAAAUAGAAAUUUUCAAGGAAUGAAUUGAUUUUUGUUAGUUCGGUGGAUGCAUUAUCGUGUUGCUUGCUCUUCUGCAGGAAUCUCCAUAAAACAAAACCAGCGCCUUCUUGAUGUGAUCUGUUACUGAACCGGUACACUGGUAGUUGUAAGUAUAGUAGAUGUUAACUGGGGUCAUCCUGUACAACUGUACUCUUAUUAUAGACUCGAAUUAAGAACAACCACUGACAUGCCAUCUUCCACCGUGAGAAUAGAAAACCAUUCUUUACCAUAUUGGUACCCAGUUUUGUAUGCCAUUGGGGAUAUCAAAAUGGUGUACUAGAUUGUAACUUGUUAUCCGGAGAGUUGGUAACUCGUUUCCGGUUGGUGUACAGUACUUGUCCUACUUGGUACCUGGACGUGAGUAGUUCAUCUGAUUCUGAAACAAUGGCAUUUUCAUUGAUUUGAAAUCGCACAUUUCUCAUAAUAUGAAAAUUAAUGGCAUUUUCAUUUUUUUGA